CCUUCUCUCUCACGCACGCCCUCCCCCCACUCCCUCACAUUUACCUUCUUCCUAUAUAUCUCGCUCUCUCACAACAACCGUCCACCACAGCCCAGCAGUGGUUGCCGACCGCGAGAAGCAACACCACGCGCACCAUUAACCACGCAGCUCGCCACUGGGCGCCGCCAACUCAUUCUCUUUCCUCCAUUUUUGGGUGAUUCUGGUUCUGAAAAGGAUGAGUGCAAGGGGAAGCUUGGGUAUCAAGCGCAAGCGUCCAAGCUCAGAUUCAAAGGAGCUAACACCCGAUGAACGUAAACAUUAUGAUCUGAUUAUAAGCAAAGGAGACAUGGGUAUAUGGAAGGGAGACAUAAAAAGAGAGUUGAACAUUGCCAACGCAAAGAUAAUAGAUAACUGUGUUAAGUCCCUUCUAGCAAAGCAAUUGAUCAAAGAGGUAGCCAAUGUUCAAGCCAAAGCCAAAAAACGACUCAUGGCUAUAGAAUUUGAGCCCUCGAAGGAGCUAACUGGUGGUGUGUGGUAUAAUCAAGAGGGGUCUAUUGAUGAUAUAAUGAUCGAGACCCUGAAGAAAGUCUUUAAAAGGGUAAUCGAAACACAGAAAUUUGCUACAGCUGAUGGACUUCGCCAUAAGAUUGGAGAGUUAGAAGUGGUGAACUUCGAGUUGAACGCCGAGCAUGUGAAAGAGAUAGUUGACUGUUUGGUUUUAGAGAAUGAGAUUGUUAGAGUGAAGAGCAGUGGUACAGGGGAGUUUGCUUCUAUUCCUUUGAACACCGAAUGUUAUAAGCUCAAAUCACAAAUCGAAAAAUCAGGAACUUUCACUAUGAUACCUUGCGGUGUUUGCCCUCGUAUCAGCCAGUGUUCUCCCGAUGGCAUUAUCUCACCGAUCACCUGUGAAUACUACAAUAAAUGGUUGGAUUUUUGAAAUGCUAGUUGCUCCAUUUCUUUGUUCCUUUCUCUGCAUUGCACAAAAACAGAAGAUGUGCUUUUAGUCUUUUACCAUCUUUUUGUAGGACAUUAAUAAAGCAUUAAGCAUCCUAGACAUGAUUUUUUUUUGUUUGAAAAAUAUAUAUUGUUCCAGUUAAAAAUCGGAAACAAUCAAAUAAAUGGGUACCUUCGGGUGGAUAUGGUGUUAAAACGUGAUUGAUCGGGAAGACAUUGUAUACCUGAAAAUAAACACCAACAACCCGGGUGAUCUCGGGGGCGGUGCCUCCGACGCCCAAGUUAGUGCCCACGUAUAAGCUACUAUGAUGUAGCGUGGUAUUUUUAGAGAGAUAAAGACUCUUACCUAAGUUGUAAGCAAAUACCAAAUUCUCUAACCCCCUUAACUUACCUUCUAAUAUAUAUAUAGAG
This is a messenger RNA of Amaranthus tricolor (Joseph's coat), 1344 nucleotides long. RefSeq names its product probable DNA-directed RNA polymerase III subunit rpc6. NCBI's taxonomy places the organism in Eukaryota, Viridiplantae, Streptophyta, Magnoliopsida, Caryophyllales, Amaranthaceae. Gene Ontology annotation, cellular component: RNA polymerase III complex. The transcript has 2 exons. Bases 215 to 916 code for a protein of 233 amino acids. Gene Ontology annotation, biological process: transcription by RNA polymerase III. The record is from RefSeq and is a predicted model, not a curated record.